GCUCGAUCCGGAUCACUUCAGUGUCUGCUCGGCCUCUCUCUUUCUUCCCGUUCGUCCGCAGGAUCGGUCAAGAUGGCUAACACCGACGUAACUUCGUUUAUGAAGGAUUUCUUGGCCGGUGGCGUCUCUGCCGCUGUGUCCAAGACCGCCGUCGCCCCCAUCGAGCGUGUCAAGCUGCUCCUGCAGGUUCAGGCAGCUUCCACUCAGAUUGCGGCUGACAAGCAGUACAAAGGCAUUGUUGACUGCUUUGUCCGUAUCCCCAAGGAGCAGGGCGCACUCAGCUUCUGGCGUGGUAACCUUGCCAACGUCAUCAGGUACUUCCCCACCCAGGCCCUUAACUUCGCCUUCAAGGAUAUCUACAAGCAGAUCUUCCUUGGCGGUGUAGACAAGAACACUCAGUUCUGGCGUUACUUCGCUGGUAACUUGGCCUCUGGUGGUGCUGCUGGUGCCUCUUCCCUCUGCAUUGUCUACCCUCUUGACUUCGCCCGAACACGUCUGGCUGCUGACAUCGGCAAGGGACCCGCUGACCGUCAGUUCCAAGGUCUGGCUGACUGUCUGAAGAAGACCUUCAAGACUGAUGGUCUUUCUGGCAUGUACCGUGGAUUCGGUGUGUCAGUCCAGGGUAUUAUUAUCUACCGUGCUGCCUACUUUGGCUUCUUCGAUACUGCCAAGGGCAUGCUGCCCAACCCUAAGACCACUCCCUUCCUGGUCUCAUGGGCUAUUGCUCAGACUGUCACCACUGUUGCUGGUAUCGUGUCUUAUCCCUUCGACACCGUGCGUAGGCGUAUGAUGAUGCAGGCUGGCCGUAAGAAGGCUGAGGUUAUGUACACCAGCACACUUGACUGCUGGCGCAAGCUCUACGCCCAGGAGGGUGCCAACGCCUUCUUCAAGGGUGCCUUCUCCAACGUUCUCCGAGGCACUGGUGGUGCUCUUGUGUUGGUGUUCUACGACGAGAUCAAGAAGCUCAUUUAAAUAUCUUUAGGAAUAAUUUAGGUAGAAGUGCAGGCAUACACGGUUGCGAGAUCUGACUCCACAUUCCAGUCUCAUUCCGUUGAGAACAAAUUGAAAUCGGUAGAAGAUCUGCAGCUUCUAAACUGGUGUAGUGCAUUUCGAUCGUGAAUGCAGACCAUGUCAGUGUACUGACCCGUGUGUAUCAGUCAGAUUUGCAUCUUGGCUUACACUUCAAGAAUAGCAGAAUUUCAAUUUUUAAAAUCUCGAACCAUGAUGUUUAGGUUUGUUUCUCAGUAUUCAUUGCUCGAUCGGGAAGAGCUAGAGAGGCCACAAAAGUGAAGUAAAAUGGAAGAAUUACCAAAGACAUUCCAUCCUUCAUGGCUGUAUCAGUGUAUCAUCAAGAUGGAAUGGUGAUUGCAAGAGAUUUUACUGUAACUGUCUAACAAUAAACGUUGACAU
Messenger RNA from Thrips palmi, 1410 nucleotides. Its product is annotated as ADP,ATP carrier protein 1-like. The record is from RefSeq and is a predicted model, not a curated record. Gene Ontology annotation, cellular component: mitochondrial inner membrane. NCBI's taxonomy places the organism in Eukaryota, Metazoa, Arthropoda, Insecta, Thysanoptera, Thripidae. Gene Ontology annotation, molecular function: ATP:ADP antiporter activity. Bases 73 to 972 code for a protein of 299 amino acids. Gene Ontology annotation, biological process: mitochondrial ATP transmembrane transport; mitochondrial ADP transmembrane transport. The transcript has 4 exons.